Dryobates pubescens (Downy woodpecker) is the source of this 8139-nucleotide messenger RNA. It is a transcript of the gene TRAF3, whose product is annotated as TNF receptor associated factor 3. Gene Ontology annotation, biological process: regulation of defense response to virus; positive regulation of JNK cascade; innate immune response. Bases 640 to 2343 code for a protein of 567 amino acids. The record is from RefSeq and is a predicted model, not a curated record. Lineage: Eukaryota; Metazoa; Chordata; Aves; Piciformes; Picidae. Gene Ontology annotation, molecular function: zinc ion binding; tumor necrosis factor receptor binding. Gene Ontology annotation, cellular component: plasma membrane signaling receptor complex. The transcript has 16 exons.
AGGAAGUGCGGGGCGGGGGGAGACGGCGCAGAGCGGUAGGGACUUUCCGUCGGGCUGGCGGUCGGCUUCGCCGGGCUGCAGCUGCCGCCCGCUGCCCUGCUCCCCUCACACGCUCGCAGGCAAGGGCCGAGCGCGCUUCACCCACAGCCUGUUGCCGGGACCUUGGCGGCGGAGGCUGGUGCUUGGGGAUAGAUCAGUCUGCGACGGGGGUGGCGUGGACUCUGCCUGCCCGGACGCACUCAUGCUCCAGCGCUUUGCAGAUGAACCGAUGACUGACUCAUAAUCUGAGAACUGCAGUGGCUUGUAGAAUAGGAAGCAGGAAAGUCUGAGUGCUUAGGCUUUAACUGAAUCAAGACCAGCUCUCAGCAGUGGGAGACAAUAUAUUAAUCCAUUGGAGGCACAGACUUCAGUCUUGUGCGUCACUGUGGUUUGUGUUGUCAGUUUUUUUCAUGUAAACAGACAGUGGAGAAUAAGCAUUCUGUGCAGGAUGACAGCUGGGAACAUGCUUCUGAGGUGGGCCCUUGGUGCUGAUCUGCUUAGUGUCAUCUGGGGACAUCGCUGCUCUGGUGCUAUGGAAUAGCUGCUCAGAUUUGUCAGAGUUCACCGGCACUGUUGGACUCUGUGAAACUAUCUUAGAGCAUGGACACCAGCAAGAAGACAGAACCCCCUUUAUCUGUAGAAAUGGUACAACAAAGGGCCAAUCCUGAUCGCAGUCCUUCGGCAUCAAUUUAUGUUCCAGAGCAAGGUGGCUACAAAGAGAAAUUUGUAAAUGCCGUGGAAGAUAAGUACAAAUGUGAAAAAUGUCACCUCAUCUUAUGCAAUCCUAAGCAGACUGAAUGUGGACACAGAUUUUGUGAGACCUGCAUGAAUGCCUUGCUAAGUUCUUCUAGUCCAAAAUGUACAGCGUGUCAAGAAAGCAUAGUAAAAGACAAGGUAUUUAAAGAUAAUUGUUGCAGGAGAGAGCUACUUGCCCUUCAGAUAUACUGCAGAAAUGAAAAUAAGGGCUGUAAAGAACAGCUGUCUUUGGGUCAGUUACUGUUGCAUUUGAAAACUGAUUGUCAGUUUGAAGAACUCCCAUGUCCUCGUGCUGAUUGCAAAGAAAAAAUACUGAGAAAAGAUUUGCCAGACCAUGUAGAGAAGACCUGUAAAUACCGGGAGACAACCUGUAAAUACUGUAAAAGCCAAGUCCCAAUGAUUAUGUUGCAGAAACAUGAAGAUACAGACUGCCCGUGUGUCAUGGUUUCAUGUCCUCAUAAAUGUAGUGUUAAAACACUCAUGAGGAGCGAGUUGAAUGCACAUUUGUCAGAAUGUAUUAAUGCCCCAAGUACCUGUAGUUUUAAGCGUUAUGGCUGCACUUUUCAGGGAACAAACCAACAAAUUAAAGCACAUGAAGCCAGCUCAGCAGUGCAGCAUGUUAACUUAUUGAAAGAGUGGAGCAAUGCUCUAGAAAAUAAGGUGGCCUUGCUCCAGAAUGAAAGUUUGGAAAAGAACAAGAGUAUACAAACUUUACAUAAUCAGAUUUGUAGCUUUGAAAUAGAAAUUGAAAGACAGAAGGAAAUGCUGCGGAAUAAUGAAUCUAAAAUACUUCAUUUACAGCGAGUAAUAGACAGUCAAGCAGAGAAACUGAAAGAGCUGGACAAAGAAAUCCGUCCCUUCCGACAAAACUGGGAGGAGGCUGACAGCAUGAAGAGCAGUGUAGAAUCCCUCCAGAACAGAGUGACUGAACUGGAAAGUGUUGAUAAAACUGCAGGGCAAGGAGCUCGAAACACAAGCCUACUAGAGACACAGCUGAGCAGACAUGACCAGAUGCUGAGUGUUCACGAUAUUCGGCUGGCUGACAUGGACCUCCGAUUCCAGGUGUUAGAAACUGCCAGUUACAAUGGGGUAUUAAUCUGGAAAAUUCGAGACUACAAACGUCGAAAGCAAGAGGCAGUCAUGGGGAAGACUCUGUCCUUGUACAGCCAGCCCUUUUACACUGGAUACUUUGGCUACAAGAUGUGUGCCAGAGUUUACCUUAAUGGAGAUGGCAUGGGAAAGGGGACGCACUUGUCGCUGUUUUUUGUCAUAAUGCGUGGGGAAUACGACGCGUUGCUUCCCUGGCCCUUUAAACAGAAAGUGACUCUCAUGCUGAUGGAUCAGGGGCCAUCUCGACGCCACUUAGGAGAUGCUUUCAAGCCAGACCCAAACAGCAGCAGUUUCAAGAAGCCAACUGGAGAAAUGAACAUUGCAUCUGGCUGCCCAGUCUUUGUGGCUCAAACUGUUCUAGAGAAUGGAACAUAUAUUAAAGAUGAUACUAUUUUUAUUAAAGUCAUAGUGGAUACGUCGGAUCUACCAGACCCCUGACAUACGAUGGGGGAGGCAGAUUACACAGAAGACAACUCCGUUUGGGGGUUUUAUAUCAGUUUGUCUUCAAUCGGAGGUCCUAAAGCUCACAGAACCACCUUGUGGAACAGAUGGAAGAGUUUGAAGGCAUAACUGCGUAGGGUCCAAUUGCGAAAGUAGCAACACAUUAAUAAAUCAUACCAUGGUAUAUUUUUUAAUAGAACUAGCAACACUUAAACUCUGAAGAAUCACUUAUCCCUCCUGAGGAUAAUGAUUAUGGUCAGAGAGGUUUGUUUUUUUUAACUUAUUAAUGAUCUAGUCAAUUGGAGGUGAAAAGACAUAUACAGUAUGUGCUGAAUAAAUUACUGACUUUUAUUUCUUUGAGCUAGAAUACAAAAAGAAAAACAAAAAACUCCACACGUGGGCUAGCUGGAAAUUGUCAGCAUGUGAAAAGAAGAAAUGAUGAAGUAAUGUUACACUUAUAUUAUUUGAAAAACUGAGGUGCAAUCUUGUCUGAAAUAUAGUAUAUUGUCUUUUUAAGGCCUCAUCUGGUCUCUGUUUUAGUAAUUACUUUGUCAGAAGAUCUUGGAGAAGUGUCCAUGUCUUCUCAAAAGUAUCUGAAUCAAAAUCAUAUUUUUAUUUAAAGUUCUAUUGUUACAAGAAAACAUUUUAUUUUAAAACUGUUGAUAGACUGAUAUUUCUUGGAAGAAAAAUAGAAGAUAUCAAACACUGGUUAUCACUUGUGAUAGGAAAACAAAAUACUCAAUUCUGUUAUUUCUCUUUAGAAAUGUAAACCUACAAUAUAUGUCGUAGUUAAUGACACUAUUUCAAAAUUAAGGAAAAAUCACUCAUGGAUGCUGUGCAUCAUUAUCAGAUUUAUAAUUGUUUUCACCCUAAAAUAGGGCAUUUGUUGAACUUUGGAGUUCUAAACGGAAUCCUGUACAUUUUUUAAAGUUCUGCCCCAUGCUUUCCAACCAAGCUAUAUAUGUUGCACAUUAUGCUGUCAGCAGUAUAUAGUCUUUUCAGUAUUGGGGAGGAGGAUUAGUGCUGAAAAAAGCCUAUAUGUUUGUUCUGUACUAGCAGCCAUUGCUUCUUAAGGACAAAUUAGCAAUGUCUUAAUAUAGUGAUGGUGGCUUGCAUGCAUACAUGUGCCUUAGAUGUGCUGUGCUGCUUAUCAACCAUAGCUUUUUAUUCAGAUUAACUCUGAUAUCUGAAGUGGUAGUUUAAUUGAACUUCAGGCACAAUGUUUAGCCUUGUCUUCAGAGCCCUUAGGUACCUUGCAAUGUACAAAAUGGAAGCCAAAGCCCAUUUCUUUGUCUUCUGGAGUUUCUGUGGCCUGGCCAUGGAGGAAUCCGUCUUAUUCAGGUGCCAAAACAUUUUGCCUGGUGCUCCUAUGGAGCUUGGACUAGACAGUCUCCAUGGCCACUGUGAAGGCAGGCAACAUUUCUCCUCCAGUGCCUGUGGUUGUAGUGUUGUAGCUUGAAACAGACCCAUCUGAGAACUCUGUGGGGCUGUGAAUGUAUAUGCUCAUGGCAGCUUCUCAUAGCAGAUGAGCAUCCUAACUGGGAGUGCAUGGGCUUCUUUCUGAUAACAGCCUGAACUGCAGUGGAAAGUGUUCGCUAGCCCUGAAACAUGCUGAUUGCAGCCUGCUGUGUUCAUCUGCUUCUGUUUAACAGCCUGUGAUAAGCAAGUCUAGAGACAUAGCACUCUGGUGCUCUUUAAAAUCCAAGAGCUGCUUUAGCAGAGCGGACUUGCACUACUGUUUUUAGCCUUUGUAGGCUUGAAAUAAAACAUUGCAUCUCAGCCUUUAAUGUCAGGUUGUAUCAGUUUUCUGCUUUUCCAGGCGUAAUCACAGUUUUCGUCUUAAGGUGCAGUUGAAUUCAUUCCUUUGUAUUUCAGCUUGUCUUUGCCAUUGUCUUUUUUGGCUGUGCCUUCACACACAGUGCCUGCAAGAAGUAUUUAUGAAUAUACAAUGCAUGCUAAGUGGUCUUCAUGGGUUUUCCAGGCACCUGCUAGAAUACUGCCUGCUGUUGACUGUCGCUACCGUCAGCAGCAACUUGUCUUCCUUUUCUUGCCUUCCAUUGUCCAGGUACUGUACUCCCUUUCUGGUACAUAGCUGUCAACAGGUGCAAGCUCAAAUAUGGAGGCAUGUGCUAGCAUUGACUUUCUAGCACAGAAGGAGGAUGUUCUGCACAAGAGAUAAAUAUCUACAGAUAUACCCGCAACUAUAUAUCUUUAGAUAUAAUUGUAUGGCACUUGCAGUUUUAUGCAGGCUGCAUAAGCAAACCCAUCAUGCUUUAGGGCGAAGGUUCGCUCAACUUGUGUCAUUUUAAUAAUUGUGAAUGUGGGCAGCUGAGCUUUUGUGUUUGUGCAUCACAGAAUUUUACUGAAAACAGGAUUCCCAAGUGGAAAUGUCCAAAGGACUCUCCUCCCAUUGCUAAUGCAUGUCUUACAAACUUAAAUGAAACCGUUUGGCCAUCUCAAAACAGUUGAUAUCCUGUUUCAAUCUGGGACUUGGAGGAGAUUUCUGGUAUAAGCAGGGCCCAGCAUAUUCUGCAGAUUUCUGACUACCAUUUCCAACUCCUGUGACAGAAUUGCGCUUCUAAAUCCAGGCUCUUUUAAAGAGGAGAAAAAAAAGUGUUUCCAGCCUUUGUGAUUGAAAGAGAGGACUUUGAAACAUGCAAAAAGUGUAAACUAAUGGGGAAGUCUUCCUGAGUCUGCACACAGCCUAAACAAGUAGCUUUAAGAGAUCUGAAUAUCUCCUCGUAGUGGGAUAUUGACUCAGAAACUUCCUAGAGAAGUUUAAAUAUGAACACUGCUAACUAUAUUAAUGCCAAUCACUGUAGCAGAAACAUCCGUCACUGUUAUAUUUCACAGAUCUCUAUGCUGCUUUCCACAUCUCCCAAGUGCCAAAAGCACCAGCUGCCAGAAUCUUCAGCUUCAUUUGGGCAGCUUUUAUAAUGCAGUAAUGUGCUAUCGAUAUGAAAAUAUUUUUGCAUAUAUGCUUUUUAUCACAGUUAAUAAAACGGAGGCCUACUGCACUUAUUUUUUACAACUACAUGAAGCUGCCAGAGAAUUUCCAGUUUGCCAACCCUGCGUACUGUGAAAUCCAAGAUCUUGCUACACAAACGUAGACACCGCCUGCUGUGGAAUACCUGAAGCCUUGACUGUAACACCCCUUUCUCCACAGAACUCUCGGGCCAUCUCUGUAGAGUUCUUACUGUGUACAUAGAAAUCGGUUUUCUCUGCUUUCCAGCAAGGAGUAUGUAGCAUUUUGUGAAAACAAGGCCACUGUAUAUUCUCUGUUCUUUAAAUUGAAAGGAAAAGAUACCUGGUGCUUUACUCAACACUUUAAAUUAAAUUACUGAACUUUUUCUCUCAUCAUCAAAAUGCCCUUUAUCCUCUUUUCUGUGAAGUGUUCCUGACCCAGAUAUCCAAAGUUUUCUAGGGACUGUCUGUUUAAAGUGAAUCAUGGGGCAACAUUCUAUCCCCACAGAUACUCUUAAAUCUCGGCUGACUCCUUUGGAAUGCCAUUGUUGCAAGGGGGUCCCAGAGAAUUUACAUCACUUUGAACAGAGUUUCUUCAAUGGAACCUUUUUUUUUCCUUCUGCUUAGUAAUUCUUAGCAGUGCACACCUUAAGUCUCUUGCUGUUAUGCUUUCUUAACCAUAAUGAUCCAAGUUAUGUACAAGCUUCUUCCUAUUCCAGCUUUCUCUAGGGAGAUUGCAGUGUGUGGCAAUCCAGAUGUUGCCACUUCUGUAUGCUCUUCAGCACAGGGUGAGUGUCUCUGUUACCCAGAAAGUCUUGAAUUCUAAACAGCAUGAAACCAUUUGGGUAUUUAAAGACCAACCUGCGAUUAUGAUGCAUGACCAUGUCUGCAUUGCUUCUCUGGUCUAAUUAAAGGGGUCUUGUUUCAGUUACUGUCUACAUGGUACACAUUCAACUGCUGACUUACAAUAUGCAAUGUUGAUUUCAGCUUUAUACUGUAAAUGCUCUUCACAGAGAGAAUGUGCAAUAGGAAAAGCGGAUGAGGAGUGGCAUAAUUUUGAUGGGGAAAAAAAAGUUGUGGGUAACAUACUGGCUUUCUUACAAAAUACAGAUGAUUUUCUUUUCCCAUGUGUGUUCCUGUUUUAAAAAGGAAAGUUGAAGAUAUGUACCUGUUUCUGUGCCUGGUGAAUUUCUCAAAUGCAAAGGUGAUAGAGAUUUAUGUUAGUUGUAAUUUUAAUGUUGAACCCAUGAAUGUCAGGUUGUGAUUGUAUCGCUUGUGUUUCUCAGCUUGCCACAGUUAAUGGCUCAUUGAGAUGGAGUUUAAAAGCUACCACCUAUUUGUAUCUGUAUUCCAUCAUGUGGAAUAGGCAUUUCACCAACAAUGCUGGGUUUCUGUUGUUUUGUUUAAUUUUUAAAACACUGGUGCUGUUUGGUCCAAGACAGAGAAGCAUAUAGGGAGUAAAUAGAAAAGUUGCCUGCACCACAGAAGAGUGGAAAAUGUUACUGCAGUAUUGAUGCCUUGAUAUGAUUUAACUAUGCAAAUAUACAAAUAGGUGUGGGGGGGAAAUGUUUGGGUUGCAUACCUAGUCUCUUAGUUGUUGCUCUGUAACUUACUCAUAUGUAUGUAGGUACAGACACAUACACACCAACACGCAUGCACAUAUAUAUGCAAAGUCUUUUCUUUAUAUAGAAGUGGUGAAACAAAACCCUUUCCUUCAAGUUAUACUUGAUCAGUUGGUGCAAAUAUAACUUACUGCUGCUAAGGGAAGAUCAUGGCUAAGGGCAAACUUUGGGUUCACAUCUUCCAGUUUUGAAAACCUGUAUAUAGCAAAUGAAACAGUUUGUCUAGCUUUUCUGAAGACCUUGGAAUGUCACCUAGGAGAGAUGUCCUUCCUCGUGCUCUGCUAAUUUGAAGAUUCUUGUAUUUUAAACAAACAUCGUUAUGGGCAACUUGUUAAUUACAAAUUCUUUACUUUGGGAAAAAAGGUGAUUAAAAAAAGCAACUGGACCUCUUCCUGGAAUUCUUAUCCUGUUCAGUCCAUACCUCUAUAUUCUAGUUGACCUAGAAAUUACAGCUACUGCAAUAAAAACUAUUUGUUUGGGAAUUCAGUCUGUCUGAGAGUAGUUUUUAGUGCAUUGUACAGUGAAGGAAGCACUUUGCAUCUGCAAACAUGUUUCGCUUAUAGCAAGUGCUUUUCUGGACAAAGGAAUUCAAGGAUGAGAUGUGAAGUGACUUGCCCAGAGUCAUGAAAGGAAGAUCCUGGAGAUGGGACUGAAUGGUGGUUCCAGUUCCCUAAUGUUAUCUUCAGGUCACUAGGUUUUAAUACAUUUGUCCCCAAAACAAGUUGACAUACCUUAAAGACCCACAUCAGGACAGUAAGGGCUAGAAUUAAACAUACAAGCUGUCGUGAUUUGGGGUUCUACAUGUAUGGUAGUCCAGAUGUUAAUGCUUGGUGGUGUUUUGCAUGGCCUGCAGAGUGGAAGGCCAGCUCAAUGUGUUGGUGUGAGUAACAGCAGUAAAUGUGUGUCCUGCUCUAUAUGUUCAGAAUUGCCCAACAAAGUGAGGCUCACUUGAUGCUCCUCUAAACUGAGGAUGGAGAAUGCCAUUCUGAAGUGAAGUGGCACUUUGUUCUACCAGCAUGUAUCAUGACUGACCAUUUCUUUCUUGUGGAGCUUUCUCCCUUUUUCUUUAAACCAAAAUAUGGAGGGCUUAAUUGUUCUUUCCUGCCUUUUAAUCCAUCUUUGCUGACAAGCGUGAGAUAGAAAGGUUGUGGAAAACUGUGGACUGCUGAUUCAGGGACAUCCUAUUAACAUUUAGAAAAGCAGAGGU